AAAUUACAGGAAAUUUUAACUUUUCAAGUGAAAAGUGCGAAAAAUUGAUAUUUUCCGGACGGUUUAUUUAUUAAGUGAUCACAAUGACAAGUACAUCUGUGAAACAUCGCGAAUUCGUUUCGGAACCAAUGGGAGAGAAAGAAGUAACCGCUGUUGCUGGUAUUGGACCAACAUAUGGUGAAAAAUUGAGUAAGGCUGGCUUUGAUAAGGCUUAUGUGCUAUUUGGACAAUUUCUCCUUUUGAAGAAAGAGAAGGAACUUUUCAUUGAUUGGUUAAAGGAAGUAGCUGGAGUAAGCAGCAACCAUGCCUUAUCAGCUUAUAAUUGUUUAAAUGAAUGGAGUGAGCAGUACAUUUAAAUUGUUACCAUCAGUGGCGUACGAUUGACUGCCUCACAAAUACUGUAUUGUUUAUUCGCUAUUCAUUUGAAAUAUUUUCGACAAUAUGCAUUCAUCAAAGCAGAUAUGGGAAUAUCAGCAGCAUACCCUCAAUGAUUUUUCGGUUAGCUUACGGAAGAAACAAUACGAUAUAGUUUUUGUUGUUAUUCAGGGAUAAAUGGAUGAAUUGUUAGAGUUUACUGAAAAAAUGAAAUGCUUAUUUGGUUGAGGGUAUUAAUCAGUUUCUGUAAUUGCAAGAGGAAUAUUUUACUGAAUGUGAAAUGUAAAAGAGUAGUUUAAACGGUGAAGGGAAGCUGUGGGAGAGAAGGAUUAGGAAGGGGAUUUUGGUUCACAGUAAUAUUUGUCCAAAACAUUUGCUUGCAUUGGAUUAUUUUAUUAUAGUUUGUGAUGUUGGUCAUAAAAUGAUGUUUAAGAAAUGAUGCACUGACAGUAUUAUACAUAAAUUUGAUUGGUAAUUGAUGGAUAAUUCAAACUUGAGUGUUCCGCAGAUGGUGAUAAUUAUGAGUUUGGGCAGUACACAAUUUCGAAAUAAAGUAAACAAGGAA
Loa loa (African eye worm) is the source of this 940-nucleotide messenger RNA. RefSeq lists its product as hypothetical. Bases 84 to 356 code for a protein of 90 amino acids. Gene Ontology annotation, molecular function: DNA binding. The record is from RefSeq and is a predicted model, not a curated record. Lineage: Eukaryota; Metazoa; Nematoda; Chromadorea; Rhabditida; Onchocercidae. The transcript has 3 exons.